Molecule: messenger RNA, 911 nt
Organism: Gekko japonicus
Lineage: Eukaryota; Metazoa; Chordata; Lepidosauria; Squamata; Gekkonidae
Gene: CNTF
Product: ciliary neurotrophic factor
Exons: 2
Coding region: 1-525 (174 amino acids)
Biological process (GO): astrocyte activation; ciliary neurotrophic factor-mediated signaling pathway; positive regulation of axon regeneration
Cellular component (GO): axon
Molecular function (GO): ciliary neurotrophic factor receptor binding; growth factor activity; cytokine activity
Source: RefSeq, a predicted model, not a curated record
AUGGGUGGCUCCAUCCCCGGCACCUCCUGUACCCUGAGCCAGGUAGAAAAGCAGGGUUUGGACAAAAACUUCAACCUCGACUCGAUGGAUGGUGUGCCAACAGCCAGCACUGAGCAGUGGAGUGAAGCUUCAGAUGCCGAGCGGCUGAGAGACAACCUGAAGGCUUAUUGGGCAUUUCAGAUCUUGCUGAAUGAGAUCCUGGAAGAGCAGAGGUCCUCCUUGACCCCAAACGAUUUAGACUUCCAUGAGUCUAUCCAGUCAGUCCUGCUCCAGGUCUCUGCCUUGGCUUACCAACUGGAAGAGCUGAUGGUGAUGUUGGAGCACAAUGUGCCAGCCAGAGAGCUGGAAGGGGCCCGGGAUGCUCAUGGAAGAGGCUUGUUUGAGAAGAAGCUGAGAGGCAUGAAGGUGCUGCAGGAGCUUGCUCAGUGGUCUGUCAGGUCUGUCCGGGAUCUACACCAGCUUUCCAGGCCUGUCCAGACAGGAGACAUCCCACAUGCAAGCUGCUGCUUGGCUCUGAAGAAGUAAGGCCUUUCUUCUCUGUUAGAUUUUUACUUUCUCAAAGGCCUUUCCUGUCCUCCGCUGUGGUGGACUAGAAGGACAUGGUAAGAACAGAAGGAACCCUCUGUGAUGGCUGAAGUGGGCAGUGCUUUCUGGAUGUUAUUUAUUUCCUUCUGCACCAUCCUGAGACUUGAGUCCCUGGCAGGUUUAACUUUGUAUAGAUUUCUACCAUCAUGCUUUUUCAUGUGAUGGUCAGUUGAUUUUUGAUUAUUAAUCGGCUAACACUAUUUUCUUAUUUUCACCUCAGUGCUCAAGAUGAGUUGCAGAUAGGUUUGCCAACCUCCAGGUAACACCCGAAGAUCCCCCGCUAUGACAGUUAAUCUCCAGACAACCAAAGUCAGUUUCCCUGGAGA